Nothoprocta perdicaria is the source of this 1783-nucleotide messenger RNA. RefSeq names its product methyl-CpG binding domain 4, DNA glycosylase (gene MBD4). Gene Ontology annotation, molecular function: DNA binding; pyrimidine-specific mismatch base pair DNA N-glycosylase activity. Bases 1 to 1626 code for a protein of 541 amino acids. Gene Ontology annotation, cellular component: nucleus. Gene Ontology annotation, biological process: base-excision repair. The transcript has 7 exons. The record is from RefSeq and is a predicted model, not a curated record. Lineage: Eukaryota; Metazoa; Chordata; Aves; Tinamiformes; Tinamidae.
AUGGAUACGGCGGCGCAUCCCGAUCCCGGCCCCGACCCUGAUCCCAACGCCGACCCCGGCCCCGAUCCCAACACCCAAUCCAACCCCGAUCCCAACGCCGACCCCGAUCCCGGCCCCGGUUGCGGCGGCGCCCCACGCGGGUGGGAGAGGAUCGUGACGCAGCGGCGCUCCGGGAAAACGGCGGGAAAAUACGACGUGUGUUUUGUGAGUCCUGGAGGGSAUAAAAUCAGAUCAAAAGGUGCGCUGGUGGAUUAUUUCCAUAAAACGGGGGAGACCACUCUGAAAGUUGAAGACUUCGACUUCACUGCACCGUCCCAGGGCGGUGGCCGCCCGCGGGCCAAGAGAUGCCGCCCAAAAUCUGUGGGGACUGCCCUGCAGAAGGAGGGCUGCCACYCCCACGUGCGGGGCCGCGGCGCGGAGAGCGGCCAAGAAGGCAAAACCCAGGAGCUUCCCACGGGAAGUGAGCCAGAGCCGCUGCAAGGUGCUGCUGGUACAAGCACUUGCGGUAGCAAAGAUUUCAACGUGAAGGAAAGAAAACCAGAGGCCUGUCUGAAAAAUGAAAGUAGAGAGACAGCCAGAAAAAGCGCUUGGAAUAUGAGAACUAGAAGGAGCUCAGAAAAGAGAUAUCCAGAUAAUACCCAACCCAAAAGACAGAGAAAAGUACGUAAUAAGCAAGAAACUAAUUGCGUUCAAAACAAGAAAUUCUGUAGAAAGGACAUAUGUGCUUCUAACAGUCAAGGGGUAGGUGACCCAAAUGCAGACCCUGUGAAYGCAGAAGAACGAAAAGCUCUUUUAAUGGCAGAAUUCCUGAUUUCUGGAUCCCGGUCAGAAAGUCAGCUAGGUACAGUCACAGCUCACUUGGAAAAGGAGGAGCCGAGGGACAUGACURAGCUGGAACAUGCAGAGAAAGGUUUUGCUGACUCAUCUUCCCCAAAAUCUGAGGAGACUGAUGAACUGGAAACAGGGAAAGAGACAGGUCAAGUAAAUCCGGAUAACAUGAUUUUUAAUUCCAGCACUGAAACAAAUGCAAACAGUUUGCAGCCUUGUGACAAGAAAGUCUUUACAGAAGUUAAAAAGCUGCAAGAAGAAUCUAUUCCACGAACACAAGUGGAAAAGAGGAAAACAAGUCCAUAUUUUUCAAGUAAAUACUGCAAAGAAGCUCCAAGCCCACCUAGAAGGAAGGCCUUGAGAAAAUGGACUCCUCCACGUUCUCCUUUUAACUUGGUCCAAGAAACUCUUUUCCACGAUCCAUGGAAACUUCUCAUUGCAACCAUAUUUCUCAAUAAGACUUCAGGUAAGAUGGCAAUUCCUGUGCUCUGGGAGUUCCUCAAGAAAUAUCCUUCUCCUGAAAUAACAAGAAAUGCAGACUGGRAAGAAAUGUCACAGCUGCUCAAACCUCUCGGCCUCUACGAACUCAGAGCGAAAACUAUAAUCAAGUUCUCAGAUGAGUAUCUGACCAAGCAGUGGAGGUACCCCAUUGAGCUGCAUGGAAUUGGAAAAUAUGGGAAUGAUUCUUACAGAAUCUUCUGUGUCAACGAAUGGAAAGAGGUGCAGCCACAGGAUCACAAGCUAAACAUAUAUCAUGCAUGGCUCUGGGAAAAUCGUGAGAAACUAAGUAUAGAUUGAAGAGAAACGGUACAACCUCAUUUACAACCUGCUGUCUCUGUGAAGUGGAUAUCCUUAAACUGUUGUUCUGAUCGUCCACCUCUUAAUCUAAAUAUUCGUGUAACAUAUCACACUCAGGUAAUCAUUGUAAUAAAAUGACAUUUAAAAACUUCAAAUU